Strongylocentrotus purpuratus (purple sea urchin) is the source of this 1014-nucleotide messenger RNA. RefSeq lists its product as uncharacterized. The transcript has 3 exons. The record is from RefSeq and is a predicted model, not a curated record. The coding region runs from base 10 to 1014 and encodes 334 amino acids. Lineage: Eukaryota; Metazoa; Echinodermata; Echinoidea; Camarodonta; Strongylocentrotidae.
CAGGUGCUUAUGGCGACACUAUGCGAGGUAACAGAGGAAGGGCGGGCAGCGCUACCAUCACUAAACAACAUGAGGAGGAAUAUCCGGAGACAGCGCCAAGAGAACCCAAACGCCCUCCCCAUUCCCAUGACUGUGGAAGAUCUGGAAAUCCCUGUAGAUCAACGAUUGACGCUGGGUGGAGAGCUUUUCCUUUAUCACGACUCUGGAAGAAACGACCCUCGCCGGAUUUUAGUGUUUACUACGGAAAGGAACCUUCAGUUGCUGUCAACGUCUGAAAGUUGGUUCGCUGAUGGCACGUUCAAGGUAGUGCCGACCAUCUUCUUCCAGUUGUGGACAAUCCACGCCACAUAUGAGGGACAUGUGGUGCCUUUGGUUUAUUGCCUCAUGCUAAAUAAGGACCAGGCGUCAUAUGCAAGGGUACUAGCAGCACUACAGGAGGGAAGGGCUUUCUACCCAACCAGAAUCAUGAUCGACUACGAAUUUGCAGCGAAGAACGCAUUUUCCCAGGCAUUUCCAAAUGCUCACGUUCAAGGAUGUCUUUUUCAUCUCUGUCAGAGGAUACAUGAACGGAUCAAGCAAGAAGGGCUGCAGGUGCUCUACAACGAGGAUGAGGAGAUCCGGACACAGGCGAGAAUGAUAGGAGCGAUUGCAUUUGUGCCAGUGGAAGACACCGUGGAGGCGUUUGAAGCCUUGGCAGGCAUUGCAAGGGCAGAGCUGCAACCUGUCCUCAAUUAUUUUGAGGAUACUUAUGUGGGUCGACCUCAAAGAGCCGCGGGACAUGGUCGCCAGGCAGCGAGGUUCCCGCCCAUAAUGUGGAACAUGUUCAAUGCGACACUGCAGGGGGAAUUUCGCACGAACAAUCAUGUGGAGGGCUGGCACCGAAGGUUCCAGAUCGGCGUCGGUGCCGACCACCCCUCGUUUUGGCAGUUUUUGACCUGCCUAAAACGGGAACAUGCCAUGAACGAAGUAACGAUCGGACAAGCGCAAGCUGGAAUGGGCGCCUCCCGCACGUAG